Molecule: messenger RNA, 1115 nt
Organism: Uranotaenia lowii
Lineage: Eukaryota; Metazoa; Arthropoda; Insecta; Diptera; Culicidae
Exons: 2
Coding region: 141-647 (168 amino acids)
Source: RefSeq, a predicted model, not a curated record
UUUAGGCAACAAGUUUGAUUCAAUAACCCACCCGUUGCAUAAAACAAUACGAGCGUGUUGGUUUUUAACCAAAACUGAGAAUCAAUAAAAAAUGUGCAAAGUAAAAACCCAUUUUGGGGGAAACUUUACUAAGCGUGCAAAUGAGCGGUAAACGUCACUGCAGUUUCCGCACAAUAGUCAAGUGUGGUGCUCGAAACCGGACGCACCAGAACAGUGCUCGUCGGGCUAAAAGCCUUUUAAAGGUGACGGAUCCGGAUAGUGCGGAGAACGGAUAUUCUCAGGCUCAGGCCACAAAGGCACGGACAACAAAUCCGAGGCACGUGCCAAGAUCCCAAACAAGACCGGACCAGCACCAGCAACAUCAGGUCGGAAGAAACGAAGCCACGAGGAAAGUCAACUCGAAAAGGGUCGCCCAAAGCGUGAGUUUCUAUGAAAAUCAAGGUGGCAAAAUACCUAACGAGAUUUUUCUUCAGGGCCCUUUUUUGGUUCCGGCAUAUUUUGCUCCACAUCUCGGCACGUGUUCAUGUUGCUGCGCACCCAUUGGUAUCGGCUCCAACCUUUUUUCUUUCCGGCACAAAACGAGCUCCGAACUCUUCCGAAACUGCACGGCACAGACAGCGCCAUCUGUGUUUUCAACCACAUACUAGACGGAAAUUUUUUUUUAACUUCGUUUCGUCCACGGUCCGGAUCACAGCAUUGUCCAUCGAAACACAGGAUCGAAUCGCCGCCCAUCCUCUGUCGAAUGAGCCAUUCCUGGCUUGGAUCACGCGCUAGGGUCGAGACUUUUGAUCGCGGUAAGAUGAAGCCAUUGACGAGAACGAUUGUCGCGACGUUGGAACAGCACUGGACUGACACCCACCGUCUGCAUCCGGGGAAGGAGAACUCGGGAUUUUUGCUCCGCAUCCACAUGGACAGCAGGCGCGGCACACCUGAUGUACCAGCUGUUUCACCGAAAAGCCAACAGAAGCGGCGAUCGUGGCACAGAUGGCCACUCCAUCAUCGCCGGCUUCGGAGCCAGCAGCUGUUGAACGUGAGCCGUAAGUGAAAAUUUUACGCUACUACACUCCAACCAAAAAUGACCGGAGUAAUCGGGCGAUGGGUGGGAGAUAAUAAAA